Messenger RNA from Lindgomyces ingoldianus, 588 nucleotides. RefSeq lists its product as uncharacterized. NCBI's taxonomy places the organism in Eukaryota, Fungi, Ascomycota, Dothideomycetes, Pleosporales, Lindgomycetaceae. Bases 43 to 294 code for a protein of 83 amino acids. The transcript is spliced from 2 exons. The record is from RefSeq and is a predicted model, not a curated record.
UUUUCUACAUCUACAUCUGAAAACAUCUUUCCAAAACCCAACAUGCAGCUCUUCAAGCUCAUCGCCGUAGUCACUGCCACUAUCCUCUCCACUACCGAGGCCUGCAAGUGUCUCAUCGGUGGUUCUUCAAGUCCGAUUGGCACUCACGCUUGCUGCAACCAAAUUGGCGGAAACUUCCAAUUUGGAGAUGAUUGCCAGGCGAGCUCCAUCGCGAACAGUCUAAGCAGUUUCCAUUCGUGCUGCCGUGGUAUUGGGGGCCCCUCUGAUUGUGGGUGUCCAUCUGGUUGCAUUUAGGUUGAGGAUUGAGCCCUCUAUCACGCACACCGAUUCGUUCUCGACCGAUAAUUGUAGCUUCUUUCAAUUGUACCAACUCUCUCCGAACACGCUCUUUUCGAUCUUGCUCCACCCGUCAUAUGACAUUGACUCCUUCAAACUACAUCAAGCCAAGUGUUUUAUCAAUGGUCAAAGUUGGUAUGGAACGGGACUUGUUUUGCCUGUCGUUCGUUGUUCUUGACCCUCCUAUGUCAAGAUUAUUCUACCACAUGAGAUUGUACAUAAAAAAACCCAACUCAAGAAAUUGUAUACUUG